CAAGCCACGACAGAAGACCAAUUCAGGAGGCAGUAACAAGGAAAACCAGAGGGAGAGAAUGAGUGGGGUUACAGCUUCCCCGCAAAUACUUAGCGCCUUUCUUCCUCAAUCCACCAGCUCCCUGCCCAAACCAGCCAUCGCCACCUUCAAGCUCACUAAACGCAAUACCCAGCUGGCCCUGAGUUCCGCCGGAGCGCGCCGCGGAACCAGCUUGAGAUGCAGCAGCGGCACCGACCCCGGUUCUGAGGAGAAGGAGAGCAAGAGUGUACUGGAUGCCUUCUUCUUGGGGAAGGCUCUAGCGGAAGUGCUGAACGAGCGGGUUGAAUCCGCCGUCGGCGAGAUUAUGAGUACUAUUGGCAAGCUUCAAUCUGAGCAGCAAAAGCAAAUACAAGGCUUCCAGGAAGAUGUGAUUGGGAGAGCCAAGAAGGCCAAGCAAGAAGCUGCACAGACUACUUCAGUAGUUGAGGCAUCAACUGAUGAUGGUGAACCCCAAACUUUAGAGGUGGAGGUGUUGACCGGGGAAUGAACCUUUUUCCCUGGAUUACAUCUUCAGUCAGCCGCGGCCCCAUCGUCAUCUAUUUAAACGUUUUUCCUCCUACAAUUUUCCCUUUCCAAUUAUAUAGUAGUUCGGUUCGAUUGUAUUACUUCGGUUGCGUUG
Linum trigynum is the source of this 658-nucleotide messenger RNA. NCBI's taxonomy places the organism in Eukaryota, Viridiplantae, Streptophyta, Magnoliopsida, Malpighiales, Linaceae. The record is from the annotation of a GenBank genome assembly.